AUGGAGGAGGACGGCGUGGCGGACCUGGCAACAGCCCCUCCCCUUCCCGAUGGGCCCCCUGAGGGGCCCCCGCACCCGCGGCGGGGAGGGUGGGGGGGCCCCCGCCGGGGCUUCCGGGGGCCCCCGGGGGGCCCCCGGGGGCCCCCGGGGGCCCCCCGCCGCCGCCCCCCCAGCGGGCCUGCUGCUGUUUUCGAGGGUUUGAAGCGCCGCAUUGUCACCAUUGGAGAUGAAGCUUGUUUAAUUCCAAAUCAAAUUCUGGAUAUUUCCCAAGCCAUUGCAGAAGCAGUAAUAGCGGAAAAAGAAAGAAAAGCUGCACAAAAGGGGGCCCCCCAGGGCCCGGGGGGCCCCCCCCCCGCGGAGGAGGGGCCCCCGGGGCCCCCGGGGCCCCAGGGGCCCCCGGGGCCCCAGGGGGGCCCCCAGGCGGAAGAAGCAGCAGCAGCAAAGGAAGCAGCAGAUGCCAAACUUGAAACGGAGCAGCAGUUCGAUUUGGAAAAGGCUUUAAUUGACCUUAUUGUGUCUUGUGCUGCGAGGCUUCCAGUGAAAACAGCUCGCCAGCCCCACCUUGUGCUGCCUAGAGCGCAGCAGCCGCAGCAGCAGCAACAGCAGCAGCAGCAGCAGCAGCGCGAGCAGCAGCAGCAGCAGCACGAGCACCAGCAAGAGCAGCAGCACGAGCACCAGCAGCAGCUGCAGCACGAGCACCAGCAAGAACAGCAGCAGCAGCAGCAGCAGCAGCACGAGCACCAGCAGCACGAGCACCAGCAGCAGCAGCAGCACGAGCACCAGCGGCAGCAGCAGCACGAGCACCAGCAGCAGCAGCAGCACGAGCACCAGCGGCAGCAGCAGCACGAGCACCAGCAGCAGCACCAGCAGCAGCAGCAGCAGCAGCAGCAGCAGCAGCAGCAGCAGCAGCAGCAGGAGGCGCAUGCGUGUGUGUGCUGCGCAGGAAUGUACGCGGCGUGUGUGGGGCUGCUGCACCGCAAGGCGCGGCUGCGGGGCUUUCUGCAGAGUUUGCUGCUUGCUGCUGCUGCUCGUUUGCUGCUGUCGCUGCAGCAGGGAAAUUUGGCAGAGACCAAAUUGCUGCUGCGCUUUCUCUUCGGACUCGCCAGCAGCCACGUCCUCAAGCUCGCGCCGGUGAUCGCCGUGGUGAAGCAUUUGCUGCAGAUGGCCAACGACCUUCCCCAGACCACUGCGGAGCACGUGGCCCACACAGCAAUGAGUUCGUUGCCGUGGCUAAGUGUGAAGAUGUACGAGGCCCACCACGCGGACUUAGUUGAAGUUUUGGAUUGUCCCAACACAAGUCCCGACGAAGAGACUUCGUUGCUGCUGGCGGCCUCGCAGCCGUUUUUGGGGCCCCUGGCGUGGGGGGGCCCCCUGGGGGGGGGCCCCCCUGGGGGGGGCCCCCCUGGGGAGGGGGCCCCCGGGGGGCCCCCGGGGGGGGCCCCCGGAGGGGGGCCCCCGGAACGGCAGGGAGAGGCCCCCGAGGCAAAGGCCCCUCCAACUCUGAGCACCACAGACAGACUGGCGGCGCUGCUGGAUGCAAUCGACUCAAUGAUCGAC
Molecule: messenger RNA, 1557 nt
Organism: Eimeria necatrix
Lineage: Eukaryota; Apicomplexa; Conoidasida; Eucoccidiorida; Eimeriidae
Exons: 4
Biological process (GO): protein phosphorylation; positive regulation of sodium ion transmembrane transporter activity; negative regulation of sodium ion transport
Cellular component (GO): cytoplasm
Molecular function (GO): protein serine/threonine kinase activity; potassium channel inhibitor activity; chloride channel inhibitor activity
Source: RefSeq, a predicted model, not a curated record